GAGGGGUAGCACAGCAUAGCUCUUUCUUGCUCUGUGGUGCACCAACACAAGCAUUCAACCACUGCCAUGCGAGAGGGCGACCCGACCCUACUAUCCGUAGUCCUGGAAGGAUGAAUGAUGAAGCGAAGGUACUGUUCGACAUGUUCCCGGACACCCCGCAUCAAACCCUGGCCACCAUAUGGCGCAACUGCGGCGAGGACUUCUCCACUGCGUUGGACGAGGCCCUCACAGUUGCAAGUCUUGGCAACGCCGACGAACAGGCUCGAUUCGACGGGGGUGACUUUGCCGCGAUAGAGGCACCUGCAGAUUAUUGGGAAGAUGCGCCUGCGCUCCUACCCGCGCUGGGAGAACGCCGUUUUGUAGCGGAAACGAGCACGGGACCGGUGUCUUCCUCAAGGGCCCACGACACCGCUCCCGAAACUAGACGGCCGAGCGCAAAUGGAGGAGUCACCUAUGCAGACGCGGCGUCAGCGAUGUCCCCGAAGGAAAACGGGCUGCCGAAACUGCCUUGGGAGGGCAAGGAAGAGCGGUACGUCAUUGGCUCCGGAGAGCUCGGGCUCUUGAACGAGCUUCAGAUGCCUAGGAGAGGGGCCAUAGUGCCACUCCCCGUGGGUUUUCUCAGGGUACCCGGUGGUUUCUCCCAGCCCUCGACGCCGCCGGCGACGGCUGCAGAGCCGCUCAUCGUCCUAGACCCCGAUGGCAGAUCAAGCGAGCCAAAUCAAGUGUCCAGCCCCACUUUGGCAUCCGUUCGCGGCAGUACUGUGUGGGACAGCGAGAGGGGAAGGGGAAACCCCGCCAGCAGCAGCCCGGGGGCCUCGUUCGGUGGCCGGCAGUUCCGAUCCCCGGUGAAGAACACGCCGCCGGUCAGAGCCAGCCCCACGCUCCUCCGGAAUGUCGGGGAGCACCAACCAACGGUUGAGAGCGCCAACGCAAAGGCGCAGAUGAAGGUCGUAGGCGGCGACCGGAACGGCGGCGUGCGAGUGGGCGACAACCCGGGAAAGGAGGCGUGGGCGAUCCGCAGCAGCGGGCAGCGUAAGAAGCCGGUGCCAACAACCCUGAGGGGAGAGCCGAGCCCUGCUAGUCGCAAGGCGGACUUCCGGCCGCCGGUCAGGGGAGGUAGCGCGUGGGGCGCAGGGGCAGGGAGCAACAACCAAAAGGUGGAGACAGCUUCAGCGGCGGAGCGAAUAGCUAACUUCCGGCCGGGUACGAGGUUCCGCGUGGCGGUGGACAAAGGCGUGACUGGUCUCGGCAUCACCGUCAAAGAGAUUCGAGGGAGGUUCUUCGUGUACAAGCUGCAGAGCCUGGCUGACGGAUCUCAAGGCGCAGCUGAGGAGGCAGGCGUAAAGGCAGGAGAUCAGCUGCUUGGUGUGGAGGAGCUUGACUUCGAGACGGAGAGAUGGGAUAUGGACCAACUGGUGUCAUACAUGGGCGAGCUGAUGGGCGUAGUGAUUCUCCACGUGAUGCGGGGCUUCGGACCGCUGCCCCAGGCGCCAAAGAGCGACCUCGAAAACGGCAUGAGCUACGGAGUUGCUCGUUCCAACGAAGGAGACGGUGCCGCGGACGGCUCUGCGGGCACGGAUGGCGGGAAUGAAGGCGGGGUGAGUACGGUUCAGCGAAGAGCUCGGCGGCUGGUAGAGGUCCUGGAGGAAGAAGGUCUUUCGAAAACAUCGGAGGCCGCGGAUAUCUCACGCUUGUACUGCCAAAUCGACGACCGAGCGAAGCAGUGGGACACCGGAGAGCUCUGGCUUUCGGUCAACGACAUGGCUCGCCGCCCUUCGAGAGAUACCCUGGCUGUGAUGGCGAACCAGUGGCACCCUGACCCGCCACCAGGCUGGGACGAGUUGGACAGCAGCGAGGGCCGGUCGCUGCCGAACAGCAGCGGAGCGCAGCGAGCAGAGAGGUCUUCAAGCGACAUUAGCGACGACCCCCUCGUGCCGGACCCGGCAGCAACAAAACGCGACGGUUUCGGCGGGCAAGACGGAGAUGAGCCCGGCAUUGACCUAGACACGAUCGGGGCGGCUCUCCUCGGACAGCCCCUCUUCAGCGACCCGUUGAUGGAGGGGCGGGUGGACGAGGCGGGGGCGGCAGCGGGGGCGCGAUCGUCCGUGGCGGGCGGCGAUGACGAGGGCGGCGGGCACUACUGGUCCCCCUGGCCGCAGCUCGUAGCCCUCGAGAGCAAGGCCGCGCAGCGGACCACCGUCGUGCCCACGCAGGGCCUCCGGAAGGCCUUGAACGUCCGGAUCUUGGAGCAACCGCCACCUGUACCGGCGGCGGCGGCGGCGGCGGUGGCGGGUAGCGACGACGCCAAAGGGGGGCGGUCCUCGGCCCCGCAGACCGUCUCGUACCUGGUAUGGGUGAUGGACGUCGAGAGCGGGGCGGAGUGGAGGGUGCGUCGGCGCCACCCUGAGUUCUCCGAGCUCUGGGAGGUUUGCACCGGGAUGAGGCCGAGCCUGGCGCGUGGAGGCCCGUAGACCGAG
Messenger RNA from Ectocarpus sp. CCAP 1310/34, 2477 nucleotides. The record is from the annotation of a GenBank genome assembly. NCBI's taxonomy places the organism in Eukaryota, Phaeophyceae, Ectocarpales, Ectocarpaceae.